This is a messenger RNA of Tripterygium wilfordii, 1011 nucleotides long. Its product is annotated as zinc finger MYM-type protein 5-like. Bases 1 to 1011 code for a protein of 336 amino acids. NCBI's taxonomy places the organism in Eukaryota, Viridiplantae, Streptophyta, Magnoliopsida, Celastrales, Celastraceae. The transcript has a single exon. The record is from RefSeq and is a predicted model, not a curated record.
AUGAUACCUAGAAAAUACAAGUUAGGUUUUGAAAAAAGAAAACAAAAAAAGAGAGAAGAAGAAUUGGUUCGAUCUUUAGCAGGAUCUGUUGAUAGAUUUUUGCCUAGUAAACAAAGAGGUGGCUCAACAUCUAAUGUUGAAGAAGAAACAAAUCCAUCAGUCCUGAGUGAUAAAGAAGAAGAACCAGUUGGUGAUAAAGAAGAAGAAAUUAGAGUAGGUGAUGACGGUGAUCAAUAUGAGGAAGAAGAAAUUCUUCCAAUAGGUGAUAAAGAAUUUGGGCCAUUAAACAUUUACGAUCUAGGAAAUUGGGAUAAUAUUAAUCAGAAGUUUAGGGACCUAUUAAUAGAAAAAGGUCCAAUUAGAAUUCUUGAUAUUGAUUUUGGUGUUGAUCACCUUGGUAGGCAUUUUUCAUCUAAUCAUUAUGAACGAGUGUUAUUGAAUGGAGAGAAACAAGAGAGGAAAUGGCUUGUAUAUUCUGUUUCUAAGGACAAAGUGUUUUGCUUUUGUUGUAAGUUAUUCAAGCAAGAUCAUAACACUUCCCGAAUGACAACGGAUGGAUUUAAUGAUUGGAAACAUCUUAGUGAACGACUUAGAACUCAUGAAACUAUUAGUGAACACCUAGUUUGCAUGACCAAAUGGAUAGAAUUACAAGUUAGGUUGAGAAAACUUGAAACAAUUGAUAAGAGUGUACAAGAACAAAUAGAUAGGGAGAAAGAGCAUUGGAAACAAGUGUUAAAAAGAAUAAUAGCCCUUGUAAAAACUCUUGCAAGAAACAAUUUAGCAUUUCGUGGUCAUAGGGAGAAGCUUUAUGAAGGGAGAAAUGGAAACUUUUUAGGUUUUAUUGAGAUGAUUGCAGAGUUUGAUCCAAUCAUGCAAGAACAUAUUCAACGAAAUGAGUUGAUCCUACUCUUAGCUAAUGAAAUUAAAAGUGCAAUUAUAGGAAGAGUAAAAAAGGCAAAAUAUUUUUCUGUUAUACUUGAUUGUACUCCUGAUAUAAGUCAUGAAGAAUAA